Molecule: messenger RNA, 1430 nt
Organism: Astrephomene gubernaculifera
Lineage: Eukaryota; Viridiplantae; Chlorophyta; Chlorophyceae; Chlamydomonadales; Astrephomenaceae
Source: the annotation of a GenBank genome assembly
CAGGAGGUGCGGGAUCGGCUGGAGAAGGCCGGUGUGGACCCGCGGGAGGGGCUGCUGGCGGCGACCUUCCACUCCUGGUGCUACAGCCUGCUGCGGCAGUACUACAGGACGGCUGGCUUCGCGCAGUGCCCCACCGUGUGGACGGAUUCCGACCUCAAACGGGCCGUCACGCUGGCUAUCAGGCUGUCGAACAUGGAGCGAGGCAAGGCUGACCUGGCCAGGUGGCUGGGGCUGCAGGAGUCGAGCGUGGGGUGGCCGGCCAUUGGGGAGGCGGCGCAGAGGAGGCACCCGGACAUCGUGGCGCGGUGCGCGGCAAAGGCGUUGGAGCUGGAGGGGAAGCAGCAGAGGAAGCGGCGGAAGGGCAAAAAGGAUGGCGAUGCGGCGGGGGGCGGCCAGCAAGCGGCUGCCGAGCAAGCAAAGGGCAACGGAGGCCCCAAACGGCAAAAACAGGAAGUGGAUGUUAAACCAGGGAACGGCGGCCACGGCCGUGGCCGUGGCGGCGGCGGCGGCCGCGGUGGCCGAGGUACCGGUCGGACCACCUCCGCUGCCGCACCUUCUCUUUCAGCCACGGGAGGUGGCGGCGGCGGGCCCAGCAGCAGCAGUAGCGGUAGGGGUGCUGCCGCUGCCGGCGGUGGAGGUGCCGGAACCACCACUGCCACCACUGCCACGGGGGCACCACCACCCCCGGCGGGUGCUGCUGCUGCAGGCCAGGAGGGGGCGCCCAGUACGGCAGAGGGACCCAGUACGGCAGAGGGCCGGGUGCUGUACCGCGUUGAGUUCUACAAGUUGCUGUACGAGGAGCUCUGCAAGAUCCACGACCCGGAGGUGAAGGAGGUCCUGGGAGCGCAGCCCACGGCGAAGCAGAUCAAGAACGAGCUGUCGUGGAUCGACUGGUUCAAGCGCUCCGGAACCGAGCGCAUCAGGGACUUCCCUGCCAAGGCGCUGCUGUACAAUACCUACACGCAGCUGCUGCGGUCCGCCAACGCGGUGGACUUCAACGACAUGCUGCUGCUGGUGGAGCAGCUGCUGGGGGCGAAGAACCAUGGCAGAUUCUGGCUGCUAGAGCGGCUGCAGAAGAGGCACGAAUACCUGCUAGUGGACGAAUACCAGGACUGCUCCCUGCUGCAGGUGCGCCUGGUGCAGUCGCUGGUGGGUGGCAGCGGGCGGCUCACGGCGGUGGGCGACGACGCGCAGAGCAUCUACGGCUUCCGAGGGGCCCUACCCAACGUGUUUGGGAUCGUUCGCGAGUGCAACGCUCGCGGGCUGCGCGAGUGCCGGCUGGAGCUCAACUACCGCAGCACGCCCAAGAUCCUGCAGAUAGGGGGGCACGUGCUCAAGGACAACAAGGGCGCCGAUGCGGCCGGUGUCACCCCCAAGACGCUGCGCCCCACCAAGCCCGACACGGCCGACCGGGUGGUGUUGAUCCAGGG